Molecule: messenger RNA, 1149 nt
Organism: Amaranthus tricolor (Joseph's coat)
Lineage: Eukaryota; Viridiplantae; Streptophyta; Magnoliopsida; Caryophyllales; Amaranthaceae
Product: ras-related protein RABB1c
Exons: 6
Coding region: 282-917 (211 amino acids)
Cellular component (GO): Golgi apparatus
Molecular function (GO): GTPase activity; GTP binding
Source: RefSeq, a predicted model, not a curated record
AAAAAAAAUUAAUUCUUCUCCUUUCUCACUAAGAAACUCCAGAAAGAGCCAGCCUUUCAAAGGGUGUCCUCUUUGCUAUCUUACUACGAAGAGGAGGAAGAAAGGAACCAAAUUACAUUUUCAUCUUUUUUGAUUUCUUUUUUCUCCUCUUUUCUGAUCAUAGUUUCCCCCUUUUUACCGACAAAUUUUGAUCUGUUUAUAUAUUUCAAUCAAUCGAUCAAUUGGUACCUUGAUCAAUCGCUUGAUUUUGUCAAGUUUUUAUACGAUCACAAUUCGUGGAGAUGUCAUACGCUUAUCUUUUCAAAUAUAUCAUUAUUGGAGAUACCGGAGUGGGGAAAUCAUGUCUUCUUCUGCAGUUUACGGACAAAAGGUUUCAGCCUGUGCAUGACUUGACCAUUGGUGUUGAAUUUGGGGCCAGAAUGAUUACGAUCGAUAACAAACCCAUUAAGUUGCAAAUUUGGGACACGGCUGGUCAAGAAUCGUUUAGAUCUAUCACAAGGUCCUACUACCGAGGAGCUGCAGGUGCACUUCUGGUCUAUGAUAUUACCAGGAGGGAGACUUUUAAUCAUCUUGCAAGUUGGCUGGAGGAUGCAAGGCAACAUGCUAAUGCAAACAUGACAAUCAUGCUUAUUGGUAACAAAUCGGACCUUGCACAUAGGAGGGCAGUAAGCACGGAGGAAGGUGAGCAGUUUGCCAAGGAACAUGGAUUAAUAUUUAUGGAGUGUUCUGCUAAAACAGCUCAAAACGUUGAGGAGGCAUUCAUAAAAACUGCUGCUACAAUCUACAAGAAGAUUCAGGAUGGUGUAUUUGAUGUGUCAAAUGAGUCUUAUGGCAUCAAAGUUGGAUAUGGAGGCAUACAAGGGAAUGCCGGUGGUAGAGACGCCUCGACUUCUCAAAGUGGAGCAUGCUGUGGUUGAAUAUGAUGAUGUACGAAUUUAAUUCAUUAUCCAUACCCGUCUCUUCUUCAGUGUGAUACUUUGAUCGUUAAGUGGUUUUGGAUGUCAAAUCCAUAAAACGCCUUCGAAUCAUGCACAUAUUUUCUUUUCACCAUCUUUGUCAAAUGUAAACAUACGGAAUUAAUCAUGGUACUCUAAAUAUGUUGGUUUGUUAUUUUCUUAAUUGUGACAUGGUCUGUUUAGUUGUGUGAAA